Messenger RNA from Cercocebus atys (sooty mangabey), 5211 nucleotides. RefSeq names its product tachykinin receptor 3 (gene TACR3). The record is from RefSeq and is a predicted model, not a curated record. Gene Ontology annotation, cellular component: plasma membrane; sperm midpiece. NCBI's taxonomy places the organism in Eukaryota, Metazoa, Chordata, Mammalia, Primates, Cercopithecidae. The coding region runs from base 285 to 1676 and encodes 463 amino acids. The transcript has 5 exons. Gene Ontology annotation, biological process: positive regulation of flagellated sperm motility; G protein-coupled receptor signaling pathway. Gene Ontology annotation, molecular function: tachykinin receptor activity.
GGCGCCCUCGCUAGUUGUGGUGUGACGCGAUAACCCUUAAUCUCGGGAGGAUCUCAUCCUUUCUGCCUGCCAGAGCCGCAAGUUCCUUUGAGAAAGUGCGACUCUUGUCCCCUAGCACCUACUGCAUCCUCUAACCAGCAGGGAUUGCAGUAUCUUUCAGCUUCCAGUCUUAUCUGAACAUCCCGGCACCAAAGUGACCAGGAGGCAGAGAAGAACUUCAGAGGAGUCUUGUCUUGGGCUGCUCGUGGGUGAGUGGGAAGGUCCGUGACUGCAGAUCGGUGGCGAUGGCCACUCUCCCAGCAGCAGAAACCUGGAUAGACGGGGGUGGAGGCGUGGGUGCAGACGCGGUGAACCUGACUGCCUCGCUAGCUGCCGGGGCUGCCACGGGGACAGUUGAGACUGGGUGGCUGCAACUGCUGGACCAAGCUGGCAACCUCUCCUCCUCCCCCUCCGCGCUGGGACUGCCUGUGGCUUCCCCCGCGCCCUCCCAGCCCGGGGCCAACCUCACCAACCAGUUCGUGCAGCCGUCCUGGCGCAUUGCGCUCUGGUCCCUGGCGUAUGGUGUGGUGGUGGCAGUGGCAGUUUUUGGAAAUCUCAUCGUCAUCUGGAUCAUCCUGGCCCACAAGCGCAUGAGGACUGUCACCAACUACUUCCUUGUGAACCUGGCUUUCUCCGACGCCUCCAUGGCCGCCUUCAACACGUUGGUCAAUUUCAUCUACGCGCUUCAUAGCGAGUGGUACUUUGGCGCCAACUACUGCCGCUUCCAGAACUUCUUUCCUAUCACAGCUGUCUUCGCCAGCAUCUACUCCAUGACCGCCAUUGCGGUGGACAGGUAUAUGGCGAUUAUUGAUCCCCUGAAACCCAGACUGUCUGCCACAGCAACCAAGAUUGUCAUUGGAAGUAUUUGGAUUCUAGCAUUUCUACUUGCCUUCCCUCAAUGUCUUUAUUCCAAAACCAAAGUCAUGCCCGGCCGUACUCUCUGCUUUGUGCAAUGGCCAGAAGGUCCCAAACAACAUUUCACUUACCACAUUAUCGUCAUUAUACUGGUGUACUGUUUCCCAUUGCUCAUCAUGGGCAUCACAUACACCAUUGUUGGAAUUACUCUCUGGGGAGGAGAAAUCCCAGGAGAUACCUGUGACAAGUAUCAUGAGCAGCUAAAGGCCAAAAGAAAGGUUGUCAAAAUGAUGAUUAUUGUUGUCAUGACAUUUGCUAUCUGCUGGCUGCCCUAUCAUAUUUACUUCAUUCUCACUGCAAUCUAUCAACAACUAAAUAGAUGGAAAUACAUCCAGCAGGUCUACCUGGCUAGCUUUUGGCUGGCAAUGAGCUCAACCAUGUACAAUCCCAUCAUCUACUGCUGUCUGAAUAAAAGAUUUCGAGCUGGCUUCAAGAGAGCAUUUCGCUGGUGUCCUUUCAUCAAAGUUUCCAGCUAUGAUGAGCUAGAGCUCAAGACCACCAGGUUUCAUCCAACCCGGCAAAGCAGUAUGUACACCGUGACCAGGAUGGAGUCCAUGACAGUGGUGUUUGACCCCAGCGAUGCAGAUACCGCCAGGUCCAGUCGGAAGAAAAGAGCAACACCAAGAGACCCAAGUUUCAAUGGCUGCUCCCGCAGGAAUUCCAAAUCUGCCUCCACCACUUCAAGUUUCAUAAGCUCACCCUAUACCUCUGUGGAUGAAUAGCCUUAAUUUCAUUUCCUGAGGUAAAAGAUUAGUAUGAGUCCAUCAUGGUGCCAAUCUAGGCCCCCAUUCUCCUAUUUAUCAGUCCUGUCCUAUAUACUCUCUAGAAACAGAAAGCAAUUUUUAGGCAGAUAUGGUCAAAUUGAGAAAGGUAGCAUAUAAAUGUGACAAAGACACUAAUAAAAUGUUAGCCUCCACCCAAAAUAAAAUGGGCUUUAAAUUUAUUCUUUGAAAACUCUAAAUUAUUAUAUGCAACAAACAAAAAUAUGUCAGAAAAAAACUAUCUCAUUUACAAAUUACAAUAUACAUUUGUGACAUUAAAAUGACAUAUAGUUUUUCCAAGAGAUUAAAGAAUCUUUAAAACAUAAUAUCAUAAGCGAAGGGAAACAAAAUCUAUAUAAAAUGGACUUUUUUUGCCGAGAGAAAUAAAAUGGGAAAAAAAGUUAAAUGAUUCAUUUUCCCACUAGAGUAACAGAAAAUUAACCUCAAGAAAUAGGAACUGAAAAUCUUUGCUCAAGAAAACUCAUUUUGUAGAAUGUAAAGGUUUAAAGAUUUAAAGAUUUCUUCCAUGGCAUUUAACUGAAAAGGAAAUCUAGUUAAAUCAGUAGGCAAAUGUAUAUUUCAUUCUCUUGAUUUUUUUUGUGAGAGAGUGAAAUUUUUAAAAAUUAUAUACUUUUUGACCAUUACUUAUUUUUGAAUGCCAAGCUAAAAAGUAAUCAAAGUUAGGACCUUAAAAAAUAUAAAGAAAAUUCCUAUCAUUCUUUUUAUUUUUCACAGAUUUUUUAAAUGCUAGAUUAUAAAACAGUAAAGGUAUAUUCCAAUAAAUAGGGGAAGAAUACUAUUUGUGUUCUCUUCCUCUCCCCUCACUGGAAAUAGAAUAAGGACUAGGAGAAAUUAUCAGAAAAUAUCUUCAAAGGCAACUCCUUAGGGAAAAAAAGUCAUAAGUGUGACGAAAGAAAAUAUGGUUGAAAAAUACCAAUAUAUGGUACAUAUGAGCAAACCAGGCAAAGUGUGGAAAGGUGAGUUACCUCUUGGAAAACAAACCUGCACAAUAGUUCGGAUAUGUGUGAACUAAUACCAGCUGAGCAAGAGGGUGAGUCUAACACACCUCCUUCCACAGAGAGACCUUUCCUUUCAUUUCCUUAGAUUAUUCAGAAGUCUUACCAGAAAGAAAUGAGAUAAUAGUCCUAAGAAAGCGUCAAUUUUACUACAAGAAGAUAUAUACUAGCACAUUUCUAAGACUCAUAACAUAACAAGAAAUACUUUUAAGUGUAAAAAGUAACAUCCAGACCUCAGUGCUUAUAGAUCAUCUUUCCUUGAAUUAGGGAUACCGUCAGUCCUGCUCAAGAAAGCAGAAACUUUUUGAGAAUGUGAAUGUGUAGUACAAACUUCUCCUUUAAACUAUUCAGUUUGACUUUUACAGAUAUUUGUCUAAAAUAAUACUCUCUAACACUUUAUUGUUGUGCCUCCACCAAUAUUAAAACAAAAUAUUUUUGAAGAACAGAAUAAAAGCAAAUAUUCAACGGCAAAUCAUGGUCUAUUUCUCAAACCUCUUCCCUAUUUUGAAGCCAAAACCAGAAAUGUCCAAUUGUUACAAAAUGUUCAAAGGCUAACCAAGCUAAACAUAUGUGUUCCAGCUGAAUUUCUUCUGAUGAUACCAAUAAACAAAGAGACACACACACAUACAAAUGUGCCUACACAUUCAAUCAUUUAAUGAAUGCAACAACUUCAAAGAAUUAAAAUCAAAUACUGAAAUAAUAAGUGGUCAUUACAGCAUUCCCAUAUGCUCAAUAAAGUCUGUGAAGCUUGUGUGCAUGUUUUAAAUAAGCAAAUUUAUUAUUAUAUAGUAUCUAAUUGUUUGAAUAUAAUGUUUUUGAAUGUUCAUUCUUAAAACAUAUGAAUGUUUACCAUACAAUGUAAAAGUGUCAAGAAAAAGCCUAAUAUGUAAAAACAGUUAUCAUUUUCUUAAAUUUGUGAAUGACAUGGUACUAACAUUAAUUAAUGUUUUAGACAUAUGGAACCAUAUUCAGCUGUAAAAUAAGAAUGUAAAGUUUAGCCCUCAAAUUUAAUGUCAUCAGCCACUACCCAAGUAUCAUACAUUUGAAAACUGUAACUCCUGGCCCUCACAUAUUAGAGAAAUUCAGUAGAAUUUUCUAAGACAUUUAUUUCUAAGGAAAAAUAUUGGCCUCGUCAGUUGGAUUGUUGGUUUGGUUUGGCUUCUGUGAACAUAUUGAUUGCUGUGUUGCUUAUGGAGCACCUUGAUUCUAGUGUGACAGAAAUACUCAAGGUUCGGACAGUAUUUUUUCAAUGCUCUCCAGAAAAAAAGCUGGUAUCAUUCACUCGCUGCUCAUGGCCCUUAAACUGAGUCGUAUAGGCAGAAUUUUUUAAGUUCAAAAAUUUAAACAGUAAUAAUAAAACAAGAGUGAAAUACAAAAGAGAAGAUUUUCACCCUUCUGUCUGAAUUUUGACGGUAAGAAUUACAGAAUAAUGCACAAAAUCGAAUUCAGUGGGAUUCAUUUUUAAAUAAAGUCAUGCCAGUGUUUUCAUAUUUGCUAAGCUUUGAAAGAAUCUGCCUUCAAAAUUUACUCUACCCUCUGUUUCUAAAGUUCAGUGUGAAUCUUUCCAUUGUUUGGAGGCAAACUCUGGCUCAGACUACUAGGCAGAUGGUUAAAACAGCCCAGGUUUUUUUAUUUAGAUCAGUAUCAGAAAACUUCAAAAUAUUUUUUAAAGAAAUAUGAAAGAAUCAAAAAGGUUUACAUCAUUGCAAGGAUUCUCUUUUAAACAAAACACAUUAAAUCAAAAAUAAACAUUGCUUACUAUUUUGCAUCUGGACAAAGUACAAGAUAUUGAAAUUACCUGUAUGGGAAAAGAUUAAAGCAGACAUAAUUAUUACAGAAUCCACUCUCACACUUUUUUAUUUUUUACCCAGUAUAGUAUACUGUUGCAUUAUUCAGGCUUCUAACUUUAUGAUGGUGACAUUUCUGACCCAACAGCCGAAUUCAUGUCCUUUUCCAGAUCAUGCCGAUGUCUUAGAAACAGCGAACUGAGCAAUUUCAGAGUGAACCCCACCCUUACAAAGCACAUAAAGAAUACCUAGAAGCUUGGUAUCAAGCCUAUGAAAUACAAAAUGAAUGUGAAAAAUAAAUGCUGGCCAACUCAACAUAUGAAUUUAGUUUUUGUAUAUGCAAAAGUUUCCUCUAAAAUUUUCUGAUUAGUACCUGGUAAACUAUUUCAUCAAAUAGAAAAGCAGGAGAAUUACAAACAUUUCUCACACUUCUAACAGUAACAAUUUCCUACUUGUCAUUGAUAAUGUGUCAAAAGCUAAGGAAAUCCAGAAUGACAGGGACCAUGUAGAAUAAUAAGGUUGGAAUAAUUUCCCUUAAGGCCAAGCAGGAAUAAAGAAUAAAGUUCAGUAGGGCUGCACAAGGUCAUUAGUUUUGUGUUUUAAUAAAUAUAUAUAGAGGUGAAAAAUCUGUUUAUACAAGAAGUCAAUGUAUAUACAGUUUGUAGUGAAUAAAGUAUUUUCAAGUUGUGGUAA